UCCUCUUCGCUAUACCCGCCGCCUCCCUUCCUCCGUACUCCUGUAUUCGUUUAAAUAAGAGCUUCCCAACUCUGAACUCUCCAACUCUCCUCCUCUCCUCCUCUCCUCCUCUCCUCCUCUCUCUCCUGCAACCCAAUUGGGUCCGUCGAAGAACUCGCCGAUCCGCUCCAUCAGAGUUGAUGUUUGGUGGUUCCAUGUCAACACCCGCUCAUCAAGGGAUAAGCCAAAAGGAGAAGAAUAUGGAUUGGGAGGAAUCAUUACAUAUUUAUGAAAAGGUUAUAGCUUGCGAGAGUGAAGCUCUGAAAAUCAAAGCUACACUCAGGGUUGGACGUCUCUCAAAUUUGGCACCAGAUUAUGUACUGGCACGCACUGUACCGAUCCUUGUAGAGCUUCUUCGUAGUCCUUUGAACAGUUCAAGUCCAUCAAUUCAGGAAGCUGCAGCUUAUUGCUUGAGCCGCAUUGCUCGUAAAGGUGAUGGUUCAUUGACUACAAUCAUUGGGCAAUCUGGUGUUUUGCCUUGCCUCUUGAGGUUAUUGUCAGAGUCACAAGGUAGAUUUAGGAGAGUUUUGAUCAAAUGUCUUUGGGCAAUUGUUAUUUGUAGUAGUCCCUGUCGUGCAAUUGUAGUUAGAAAUGGUGGAUUGGAAAUUGUUCUCAACCUGUUGGCUUCAUCUAUGGAUGAUACAAGGCGGUAUUUGUUGGAGACUCUGAGUUCACUAUCAUUAUUGAGAGAAGUGAGGAGGGUUAUUAUAAGCUUUGGUGGCUUACCUUUGCUUGUUGAAGCUGCUAGGUCUACCAAUAUGGUCUCUAGAGCCAGAGCUGCUCAGGCAAUCGGGUUGCUCGGAGUGACAAGAAGAGUAAGGCAGAUGCUUGUUGAUUUGGGUGUGAUACCGGUACUUAUUGAGUUGCUACAAGAGGGGGAUACCUCAACUAAGCUCGUAGCUGGUAAUGCUCUCGGUAUAAUAGCAUCCCACAUUGAUUAUAUUCUGCCAGUUGCUCAAGCAGGGGCUAUUCCAUUGUUUGCUGAGCUUCUACAAGGUUCCGAGCAUCUUGGCAGAGAAAUUGCAGAGGAUAUGUUUUGUGUUUUAGCAGUUGCAGAAAGCAAUGCAAUAUCAAUUUCACAACACCUGGUGAGGAUUCUUCAAGGAGAUGAUGAUGAAUCAAAGGCUGCAGCUGCUGAUGUUCUGUGGGAUCUUUCUGGUUACAAGCACUCGGUAUCUAUUGUCCGGAACUCUGGCGCAAUUCCUAUUCUGGUUGAGCUUUUGCAACAUGGGAGUGACGAUGUCAGAGAGAAGGUUUCAGGGGCUGUUGCCCAGUUGAGUUAUGACGAGGGAGAUAGAGUAGCUCUCGCUGAUGCAGGGGUCAUUCCACUCCUCAUCAACCUGUUGCAGGAUGAAUCAGAGGAGCUGAAGGAUAAUGCAGCAGAGGCUCUAAUCAAUUUCUCAGAAGAUCCAUUACAGCGUGAGAGGAUAUCAGAAAUAUUCGAUAUGCCUUCAUUCCAGAAUAUGCAAAAUAGAUUAGUACAGAUCCGUGCAUCUGAUGAGCACACAGUUCGAUCUUUGAGACACAUGAGCAUUGAGCAGUUCACAUGGGACCCGGUACUUGGAUGAAUUUUUCCAUGAAUCAUUCGAUCUCGGCCACUUUUAUCCGAUUCGAACCAGAAUCAGUCAGGAAUCAGCCUGCAGCAAUUCCAGACCGAUCCCGUAAACUGAAACCUUGGAUGGGAUUCAGCUACUCGUGUCAGUACAAGGUAGGAUACAAUGUUGAUUGAAUUUCUUUGCCACAGUAGGGGGCUCAAUGGCAGCUUGAGUCUCCAUUGCCAUAACAGAAAGCUUCCACAUAUUCAACCACAGGUUACCAGCCUAGUAUCAGAACUUUUUUUCAGACUAUUGUGGUGUUAAAACAUUCAGCCUCAAUGUUGUGUUCUUUUGAAACUGAAAAUUAUUUUGGUAGAUGUUAGUAAGCUUAUUAGCUUACUAACAUAAGAGAGGUUGUGAGGAAAGACAUGUACAAAUUAGGCCAAGUCCCGAGUAUGGCCUCGAAUAGAGUGGAAUGGAGGGCUAAGAUCUAGGUGGCGGACCCACUAUAGCUGUGUUAUACUUCGUUAAUGUUUUUUAGUAAUUUGUUUCCUUUUUUUA
This is a messenger RNA of Macadamia integrifolia, 2135 nucleotides long. Its product is annotated as outer dynein arm-docking complex subunit 2. Bases 180 to 1607 code for a protein of 475 amino acids. Lineage: Eukaryota; Viridiplantae; Streptophyta; Magnoliopsida; Proteales; Proteaceae. The record is from RefSeq and is a predicted model, not a curated record. Gene Ontology annotation, molecular function: protein binding. The transcript is spliced from 3 exons.